Notolabrus celidotus (New Zealand spotty) is the source of this 1308-nucleotide messenger RNA. RefSeq names its product fibroblast growth factor 7 (gene fgf7). NCBI's taxonomy places the organism in Eukaryota, Metazoa, Chordata, Actinopteri, Labriformes, Labridae. Gene Ontology annotation, biological process: fibroblast growth factor receptor signaling pathway; cell differentiation; positive regulation of peptidyl-tyrosine phosphorylation. The record is from RefSeq and is a predicted model, not a curated record. Gene Ontology annotation, molecular function: type 2 fibroblast growth factor receptor binding; growth factor activity. Gene Ontology annotation, cellular component: cytoplasm. The transcript is spliced from 4 exons. The coding region runs from base 574 to 1182 and encodes 202 amino acids.
UCUAAGCAGAGUGCACAGCGACAGUGGAAGAUGCACAGAGUCAGCCUGCCAGAAUCAGGGAGACAUCCAUGUGAUUUGACAAAAGCUCCAAGCUUACUUAGAUUUUCUGUUUCACUGGACUUUAGAACUAAGAUUCUUCAAAUUCAAACUCAGAUUCAAAGGGAAUACACUACUGAAAACUCCUGUCAUCACUCAGAGCACAUAGAUAUUCUACAUUCUAGCAUUUCCUGAACUGGAUUAUGCUUUCCUCAAUGGUCUAUGAUCUCAAGAGGAUGGAGCAGUCAACACACAGCGUCACUGAGGAUUAAGAGAGACAUCAUCUUAUAAUACUAGCACCUGUCUAUUUCACACCAAUCUCCAGCCUCAGCCAACCUCAACCAACCCAAAGUCUUCUCCAUAAGCAUCUUGUGUCCACAUCCCACCAGGAUCCUUGCUGCAGGAACAGGGAGCUGGAGGUUAAGCACCAGGGUCACAAGUCAGGGGUCAGGGGUUCGCUGGGCUGAGGGGCAGCACACAGAUCUCUAUUUCACUUUUCAGUAUGUUGUUCAUUGAUCCCCACUGCAUUUUACUAUAAUGCGCAAAUGGAUGCUGACAUGGAACCUUCAAAAUCUAUUCUCGGGACUGUACCUGCAUGCAAUCUUCCUGUUUGGCAGUGUGUGUGUGGUCUACAGUGACUGCACUCCAGAGCAACUUGCUGCCAUUAUGAACUGCUCCAGACACGAGCGCCACACCAGGAACUAUGACUACAUGGAGGGAGGGGAUGUGCGCAUUCGACAGCUGUUCAGUCGCACGCAAUGGUUCCUCACAAUUGAUGACUUUGGCAACAUCAAUGGGACUCAAGACCCAACCAACUGCCACAGUAUCCUGGAGAUCAGGACAGUGUCUGAGGGAGGCAUCCUGGCUAUCAAAGGCGUGAAGAGUCAGUAUUAUAUCUCCAUGAACAAGGCUGGACAGCUGCAAGGCAAGAGGAUCUACAAUGAAAACUGCAACUUCAAGGAGGUUUUCCUAGAAAACUACUUCAAUGCUUACUCCUCUGCAAAGUGGACUAAAAAUGGCAAAGAAAUGUUCAUAGCCCUUUCUCAGAAGGGAAGGCCAAUGCGAGGAAAGAAGACCAGGAGGGAGCAUAUAGCAUCCCACUUUAUCCCCAUGAAGUGCAGAGAGGAGGACAGGAGGGUGGACUGAAAAAGCAGAGGACCUAUGAAUUGCAAACUGUAUAGUAUUUCAGACACAUAUUAUAUAUUUACACAUAUAAACUCUUUACCAACAUCACACUCCACUCUUCUCCAGUUUGAUUUAUGCUCUUUUAAC